Molecule: messenger RNA, 5125 nt
Organism: Porites evermanni
Lineage: Eukaryota; Metazoa; Cnidaria; Anthozoa; Scleractinia; Poritidae
Source: the annotation of a GenBank genome assembly
AUGUUAAUUUAUGAUGCAUUUGAUGGCAGGUUUCUUACCAUCAAACUACGACCAAGACAGUCAUGCUGCUCUGUUUGUGGAGACAAUCCUACAAUAAAUAAACUUCAGGAUUAUGAACUCUUCUGUGGAGCUUCUGCUACUGAUAAGGUCAUUAGAAGAAAAAAACUUAUGAUAAAUGUACAACCACCUUUUACAAGUGACCAUUUAAGUAAUUUACCCCCCGGCUUCUCCAACAAUAUGUUGCCCUUCAAUAGAAUAGCACCCCAUUAUGGAAUCACACCUUUUGAUUUGUGUUGACAGUAAAUGCAAAUUUUUCUGUAAAAUUAUCAAAUGUUUCCUAUGACACCUUUGUAGGUGGAAAUUGGUGUUGAGCGAUUGCAUUUCCUAAUAAAAAGGGGAGUAGUGCAAAAGCUUAUUGAUUAACUUAUUGAUUUGCUUAAGUUAAAUUAUCUUAGUAUCAUGGAAACAGUAUGCUAACACUUCAGCCAGAGUCAAAGGAUGCAAGAUGGGUCUGCAUCCUUUAUGAGCAUGCAAAUAGUCAUGGGACCUGCAAUUUUACGGCCGACAUGGAUCAAUUGGCAGAGUUCGAUAAUACGGUCCUCUAUUCCAGGGGGAGUAGCCAUACCCAAGUGCCUCAAUAGCUGCUGCCAUGAGGGCCUCAUGGGGUUGGCUAAUGUGCAGCUUCACCUUACCUUUACUCAUGUAAACUAUGUACUUUUCCCAAUCAAGGCACUUUUAAUGUGGGCCUCUAUGAAACAUGACCACUUCUCAUAAGUAACACCACAACCACUUUAAUUUCUACUUCUAUAGUUUAGAAUCGAAUUUUAUCUAUUGGUCUCUGAUCUUCCACACAGUGUGCUCUAAUCUCUUUUAGCACCAUGCUGCAUCAUAACUCAGAAAUUCUGUGCACUAAAUUCUGUGUCUUUGACUGUGGACACGUGUGCCAGCUAUAAGACCUGUUCCAGGGGAUAUGUUAAGGUUAAAAUCCAUUUUAAGGUUGAACUGUGAUUGUUUAACUAGGUUACCAAAUUAUAGGCCUUAGGGUUAACUAGAACCCACUCAGACAGGCUAACCAUGAUAAGUUAAACAGCUGUUGACCCUGAGAAUGGAUACAGAUACAUGUUCGCGUUGUGUUCAGACUCUAGCAAUUAAGUGACCACCUGAGUCUUACUGGGCUGACAGACAAACAAAACAAAGGACUGUAAGGGAUCAUUAGUUUUAUUUCACCUGCUUGAAUGGUGUUUUUCUUUACUUAUAGACCCCAUCUUUAAGAAUUCUACAGAAGCAACAAAGAAUCUCCGUUCAGGCAAGUAACUUUUAUUAUCAAAGUUUUACCAUAAUAUUAUUAUUACCCACUAGUAUUGGCUGUCCAAAAAAGGUUAAAGAUUUUUAAAUAAUGACAAGUUUAGAAGCAAAACUCAAGAGUAAAAAUUGAAUACAUUUGACUAUAAUGCAGAAGGCUGCCAGAUUGCCCUAGUCAUGUAGUUUCUUGGCAGUGUGCUGUUUAAAAAAAACAAGAGAGGAAUUUUGUCUAAGGAAACAACAAAGUUGGCAGAAUCCGUGAUGUGAGCUGUGCUUUAGAUACACUUUAUACCUCGUAAUGGCUGCAAUAAUAUUUUCCUUUGUUUUAAAUGAUAAAAUCAUUAAAUUUAUUUGGAUAUGACAGUCAUGAGACCCUCUUUGGGGGUUAUGUAUGACCCUAGUCUGAAUUUCAAAACUUGUUGUUUCACGUUUUGAGGAGGGAGCCAUUGUCAGUAUUUUACUAUUGUAUUGCACUUUUCUCUGUCACUUUUGCAGUUUCAACUCAUCUUUGUGUCAUUUGUCGUCAUUUCUGCUGUCCUAUGUUGCUUUUUCAAGGCCAUGUUGAUUGUCAGAAUUUUAUUCUAACAGGGCCUCAGUCAUGUGCUCCUGGAUCAGUAUUGAUUCUGGGAAACUACCCACCUACCCCUCUCUUAACCCAACUAACCCAACAUUUUGCCCUCAGUGAGAGGUUAGUGUUGGCCUUGGGUUAGGGGAGGGGUGGGUGGCAUUCCCAACGUCUUUAAUAUACUGAUUGCAAUGGUCAAUUCUAUGGUUUCUGCUGAUGAGUGGGGAAGAGGCCAGAUCCCAUUUGUUUUAAUGUCUGAUAGCACUAUCCACUGCAUAAAAUCACUAGAUCCAGUAGAUAGGUAAAUUAGGGAAACCAAAAAUGCAUUAUCUGGACACUGGAUACAUGUAGAGACUUAUCCAAAAAUAAAUCCACCUUUUCAACAACUGGGGCCAGAACAUCAAAGUUUCAGUUAGGUCAAAAUUUUUCAUUCCUGAAAGUUGGCACCUUCUACAGUAGACCUUAUUUCUUAGUUCCUCACAUGCAUUUGGAGUAAGCUUUAUCUAAUCUCAUGGCUUAUUAUCUUUUAGGAAUAUAAACAACUUGUUGAAGAAAAAUGUCCUCACAUUCUUGUGGAUGUACGGGAACCUGUUGAACUGGAUAUAUGUUCUCUUCCUGGAUCCUUAAGUAUCCUUUGCAGUAAAAUGUUUGUGCAUAGUAUAAAAAACCACUCAUGACUGAAUAAGCGAUCCGUAGUAAAUAAGUACACCCACCCACCACCCAGAACCCUUGUAUCUGACAGAAUGCACAGAAGUUAUCAUAAAAAAUGCACUGCUGAUUAUGCAUACCGGUUGCGGCAACAACUAACAGAUUCAUUUUUCAAAUAGAGUACUAAAGUGAUGACGUCAUAAAAACGAAAUUUCUGAAAUUAUGGGAUUUGUCAGGAUAUUCUGAAAGAACAAUGUCCAAGAGGCCUACUUACCAAAAAUGAGCAUUUCGGGGCAAAUUGUCUCUGAGAUAUUAGCCGGUUAAACUCAGAAAACUCCAUACAAACCCUUCUAAUUUUUUUUUGGGUCGACCCAAAAAAAAUUUAGAAGGGUUUGUAUGGAGUUUUCUAAGCAUAACUGGGCUACGAUCUUAGGGACAAUUUGCCCAGAAAUGCUCAUUUUUGGCAGAUAGGCCUCUUGGGCAUUGUUCUUUCAGAAUAUCCUGACAAAUCCCAUAAUUUCAGAAAUUUCAUUUUUAUGACGUCACACUUUAGUACUCUAUUAUCGAUUCUCAAUGGAAUCUUAGGGGGGGAGGGGGGUACACUUGACCUGGGUUGACAGUAAUACAGGUGAAGUUAACUUUGUUGAUCAUGUUGGUGAUGAUGAUAACAGCAGUGAUGGCAGUGAUCAAAUAACAGUAAUAUGAUGACAAUGGAUUUGCAUGCUUUGAAUGAUAGGUAUAUAUGGGUAUAAGAACCUUUAUUGUUAUUGAAUUCCAUUUUGAGUGACUCGAUCAUUUUCCUCAGCUACCAUGCUGCUUGCAAGAUAUUCCUCUGAGAAUCCUUCAUUCUUCUGAGCAGCAGAAAAAACUUAGACAGGCUGUUUCCCAUUUUGCUGAAGAAAAUAAGUUAAAAGCAGUUAAUGGUGAGUGGUUAACUGACUGUAAUAGAAAUUAAAGAUGAAUUCAUCUGCAAAUGCGAUAGCCUGUGCCACAGACGGAACUCAUCUUCUUGUUAAGUCUGUUCUCCAAUUAUAAACAGUGCCGAAAUCCUAGUUCUGGGCCCCCACCUGUGUAACAGGAUUUGAGUAUGUGCCAUGAAUGGCCUGUUAAAAAUGCCGUUGUUGAUUUGCCAAUCACCUUGACGAAAAAUUCAAAAUGCAUCUGUGGUAAUUCGUUGCGUCUGUUGGGGACUCAGAACAAGGAUAUGGCCGCACAUCUAACUACAGGGGUUAGAUUACAUCUGAGACACAGGCUGCAUAUUCAAAAGACAAACAGAUGACAGAUCAAUAAAUAAACAUUAUUAAGUUAUGAAUAUAUGAAAAUCAUAACAUGAAAGAAGAUCAUCUCAGUUAUAGAUGCAACUUUUGCAGUUGCGAAAAGAAAGCCUGAAAAAAUUCAGGCUUGUACAGGAUUCAAACCCUUGACCUCUGCGAUAACGGUGCAACGCUCUUACCAAUUGAGCUAACAAAUUAGCCAACUGGGAGCAGGUCGUUGAAUUGGUUCAUUAUAAACCUGUGAAAGGAUUAUGAUGAAGUUAUGAAUGUAUUAAAAUCAUAGUUAUAUGAAAACAUUGCAUCUAAGUAUGCGAUGAUCUUCUUUUAUAGAAAUAAGUUAUUUUUGUCACUUUUAAGUCGAUGAAGAGGUUACGUUGUAAAUAACAUUCCUUUAACCCAUUCGCUCCUGGAGAUUUUGCCGAAAAAUGCGUUUUGAAGCUAGUCGAGUGGUUUUCUGGUCACUGUCGUGCUACAAAGAGCUAAAACUUACCACAAACCGGUUUACAGGUCGUACACUUGGCGGCCUUCUGAUCCAGAUGCAAAAUAUCAGCUUGCGAAGUUCGGGCAUGCGCAGAAAGCAAAAUUUCGACAGUUUUUGGGUUUAAAAGUGACACAGCAGUCUUGACUUUUACUUUUCGCUUUCUCUCCUCCCUUCUUUUUUUGCUUUUCUUGCCUCAUUUUUUUUUUCUCUUGCUGGGUAUUUAGUAGGCUUCAUUUUGGUGGGAAGAGUUUUUAGGAAAGCUUUUAGGAUCUUAGGAUUAGGUGAAAGGAAAGGUAGGUGGGUAAUGGAACAAGAUUUUCAUGGAGAUUUUCAGGUCCUUGUCACGUGGUUUUUUGCUUCUUUCUCCGGUGUCCUUGACUGAAUUGUGCUCAUUCUGGUAUGGUUUGAAAGAUCUCUUCACUCUGCACAAGUUAGCGAAGAAAGUUGUCCUUAACCGUUAAAACUGAUGACGUCACAAAAGGUAGAAAGGACCUGGAUCCGCACGGGCGGUUACGGGCGGUUCAGGGGCGAAUGGGUUAAUGUAUUAUUUUGUAUUUUUAUUUUUGUUAUGCACAAAUUUUAUCCUAAUGAUAUUAAUAUUUCUUGUAUAUUAUUUUUGCAGUGUAUGUAUUAUGCAAGCAAGGCAAUGAUUCACAAAAAGCAGUCCAGUUAUUAAUAGAUAAGGGAUUUUGCAAAAAUCUCGACAACCUUCUAUUAAAUGAUGAUCCAUCAUGUGUUAGAGACAGCACCCUAGAUACAUCAGCUGGAGGGAAACUCAAUGUUACAUUUAAAGACAUUGCUGGUGGCCUUCAAGCUUGGGCCAAACAUAUUGAUAAGGAUUUCCCUGUUUACUAG